AGAAACAAAGACGGCGGACGCAGUGCAGUAAGAGCAGAUGGGCGGACCCAAAUUUCUUCUGCUUCACGAUUUUGCGGAGGUCUAGCCCUGCAUCCAGCCUUGAAACAGGGUGGGGAGGAGGCAGAAAGGGGAGGGACUGCACUCCCUCUGAGCGUGCUAGCUCCGACUGCCUGACGGAUCACCCUUCCGCUCCAACAUGGCUAGUUCCUCAACGCCGUGACUCAAGCCUGUUGUGACAGGCAGGGCGCACUCAGCAGCGCAGCCCCACAGGUGGCGAAGGCUCCGCGAGAGGGUUCCCGCCAGGCUACACAGUGGAGUGCCGCACAGCGCGCCUUCCAGCCUCGCAGCCGCCACCCUAGCGGUUCCGACCCGGCGCCAGCAGGCCUGCUUGGUCGAUCUUCGAGCCAAAGAUGCGGCGAGGCUGGAAGAUGGCUCUGUCUGGGGGGCUGCGGUGCUGCCGCCGGGUACUGUCCUGGGUGCCAGUGCUCGUUAUUGUCCUCGUCGUGCUCUGGUCCUACUAUGCCUACGUCUUUGAACUCUGCCUGGUGACUGUUUUGAGCCCAGCAGAAAAAGUUAUUUACCUCAUACUCUACCAUGCCAUCUUUGUGUUCUUUACCUGGACCUACUGGAAGUCUAUCUUUACACUCCCACAGCAGCCAAACCAGAAGUUCCACUUGUCCUACACAGACAAGGAGCGCUAUGAAAAUGAAGAAAGACCUGAGGUCCAGAAGCAGAUGCUUGUUGAUAUGGCCAAAAAGCUACCGGUUUACACAAGAACUGGAAGUGGAGCUGUACGAUUCUGUGACCGGUGUCAUCUGAUCAAGCCAGACCGCUGCCACCACUGCUCUGUCUGUGCUAUGUGUGUGUUAAAAAUGGAUCAUCACUGCCCUUGGGUUAAUAACUGCAUUGGAUUUUCCAACUACAAAUUCUUCCUUCAAUUCUUAGCUUACUCUGUUCUCUACUGCCUGUACAUUGCUACGACAGUCUUCAGCUAUUUCAUCAAAUACUGGAGAGGGGAAUUACCCAGUGUUCGCUCUAAGUUCCAUGUCCUUUUUCUUCUCUUUGUGGCCUGCAUGUUUUUUGUCAGCCUUGUGAUUCUCUUUGGUUACCAUUGUUGGCUUGUCAGCAGAAACAAAACCACCUUAGAGGCCUUCUGCACUCCAGUGUUUACAAGUGGCCCAGAGAAAAAUGGGUUCAACCUUGGCUUCAUCAAGAAUAUCCAGCAGGUGUUUGGAGAUAAGAAGAAGUUCUGGUUAAUACCUAUUGGUUCCAGCCCUGGUGAUGGACACUCCUUCCCUAUGAGGUCUAUGAAUGAGUCACAGAAUCCACUGCUAGCAAAUGAAGAACCCUGGGAAGACAAUGAGGAUGACAACCAAGAUUAUCCAGAAGGCUCAUCAUCUCUUGCUGUGGAAACGGAAACAUAGCAGUUUUCACAUUUCCUGCAUCUCUCAGACAGGACUCACCAUCUCUGCCUCCCAUGAGGCUUACAGAGUUCAAUGUUGGAAAUCAUUGUAAUCUUCAAAAUAAGUCACCGUGUUGGAUUGAAAGCUUCAAAAUUUGAAAGAAUUCCAUCAAAUACUUGCUGUGUAAAUGUUUCUGGACUUUAUGUUAUUUAAUUUACUGACUGAAAUCCAAUUUGGAAUUUGGUAGCAGUUAAUUCAAGCCAAUUUUUUUUGUUUCUUCAUUUCCCCUCCCCCAAUCCAUGAAAGCCUAAAUGUAAAAUAUAUCUUUUCAUUCAUCUUAUCAGGUAAAAGGAAAUUCAGAAAAUUUCCUUAGAGUCUUUAAUUCCCCCACAAAGAUUAUUAAUCACAUAUAUAGGGCCUUUUUGGUGUUGAAGGGAAUCAAACUACAUUUGCUGCUUGUGUGCGUAUGCAUUUGUGAACAUGUACAGCAUAUCUAUACAAAAUUCUGCUAUAGUGUGAAAAUCAAGGCUAAAAACCUGAAGCCUUUGUUUAAUUAUGCUUUUCCUCUAAAUAGCAACUUAAAUAUUUGCUAGACUUUGAACCAUCGCUAUAUCAAGUAUCUAAAAUUUGGGAGGGUGAAUCAGUACACUGUGACCAAGGUCCUCAAAUUGGAAUUUGAACAACAAUGUAAAACCUGUUCUGUCACAAAUGUUCCUGAAAGCACCACAGCUACUCAAGAAGAUCAAAUUCAGGACAUAAACUUUAUUGAACAUAAUAACCAGUGUUUUUUAAAGACUUUUUUGUCAGGGUGCAGUAAAAUUCUCCAAUUACUUUUAUUCAUUUAUCUGCUUCCUAGUUUUAUUUUAGCCUUUAUGAGUUAUUUUAUGAUGAAAGAAAAUCUAUAAGCCUAAGUUAUGGCCCAUAGGUUUUGUUAAGGGUUUUCAGAGUGAUUUUCAGGUUUAAUUUCACUGCCUUUCAUAAGGGUAAAGUUUCACAGCUGACAUUAGCCUGAGGAUUAGCACUAAAGAGCUGUGUUUUCAUAGCAGGGGCUAUUGUACAGACAGUGAUAACCAAAUAGUAAUAUGCCAGUUCUUUCUUCUUUUUUUAGCUUCAGUAGUAGCUAAGCCGUUAAUACAGUUUGCAUCAAUUUCCCCAUUUAUUUAUAAUCAGCCUUUCUUUUAGUCCUAGUGCCUGAAUCAAUGAGUGAGAAUACUAGUAGAUUCUUUACAAUAAUAAUAUCUUAAGAGUAUUGAUAUCUUUCAUUUUUUCAUCCAGCAGUCUAGUGCCCAGCUGCUGACAAUAAAAGCUCCAACUCUUUUAGAGAUCAGUGGAAUUUAGAAGCAUCUUACAGGUGUCAAGGAAUUGAGCUCCUAGAGGGAUGGUUUGGCUUACUAAUUUAUCUUCCCUGAAAUAUGUUUGAGUAAAAAAGAGUUGCCUGCCACAAUUUAGUGUUGGGGUUCCAGUGGAGCUGAGAAAGUGAACAAUCCAGCUACUUAAAGCAACAACAAAACCUGUUCAUCUGGACCCCUAGGUAAUUUUGACCAAGGUGAGACUUUUGGCAUAAAUUAAAUGGAUUGUGGUCAGCAUUACAUUUGAGAGAAUACUAGACAUGACUACACUUAUUAGGGCUAGUGACUUUCUCAAACUCAGAAGCUAAAAAGCAGCCUAGAUGACUAUGCACACACUGGGUUUCAUGAUGAAAUCUUCUUAUAUAUUCAGAUGGAAAAAAAAUUCCCCUUACACUCUUUCUCAAAAUACUCUCGUUUGGGUUUUUCCUGAAACCUUAUUUGGCCAUUCCCAUGGUUUUAUGACAGACAAGCCUUGUCUUCUAUUCGUAUAGAUAUGCACCUUUUUCUACAUGUAUGGCCUUUACUUACUACACAGCAGGUAGGCCUCAAAGUAAUCUUCCUCUUUCCCAUCAAUCAUCUUCUGCCAAGCAUUCAGGCAGAGCAGCUGUUAACUGUGAUUCAAAGUCAGAAAAACAUCAAGAACUUCUUUGAUGCAUAGGGUGUAUCAGCACUCAGCUCCCACAGAAGUCAAGUCACAAAAUAUAGUGUCAGUUAACUAUAAGGAAGUUCCGGAGAGGUAAAGCUCAGGAAAGAUGUAAUGCAAAGCUGAUUGUUUAAUGUCUUACAGAUUUACACUGUCUUUAAAAGGCCAAAUAAGGCUGGGCGCAGUGGCUCACACCUGUAAUCCCAACAUUUUGGGAGCCCAAGGCGGCCGGACCACCUGAGGUCGGGAGUUCAAGACCAGCCUGACCAACAUGGAGAAACCCCGUCUCUA
Messenger RNA from Pan troglodytes (chimpanzee), 3686 nucleotides. RefSeq names its product zinc finger DHHC-type palmitoyltransferase 15 (gene ZDHHC15). The record is from RefSeq and is a predicted model, not a curated record. Gene Ontology annotation, molecular function: palmitoyltransferase activity. The transcript has 12 exons. NCBI's taxonomy places the organism in Eukaryota, Metazoa, Chordata, Mammalia, Primates, Hominidae. Bases 411 to 1424 code for a protein of 337 amino acids.